GUGGUGCAAAUAUAAAAGGCAAGCCAUGUGACAGAGGGACAGAAGAACAAAAGCAUUUGGAAGUAACAAGACCUCUUUUUAGCUCUCUGAAGAGUUCAAGGGGAGGAAGGAGUGGUGCAUUUACCAAAGUAGGUAGCCGACCCCGCCAGCGUGACACGUAAUGCGGCGUGGCUGUGCAGCCGGGAGCUGACAGGGAGGAUGCUGCAGGACCCCGGACCGCCAGCUGAAGGAGAGAGGGAGACUCUUCUCCUCCGUUCCCGGCGGAUCAUUUCCCUGUGUGUCAGCGCCAGAGGCACGAGCACAACUGUUCUCUGUUUCUUUGGGACAAAAGAAGAGUUCCACUGUGAUGAGCCCAGUGACAAAGUGUCAGUGUAGUGGCACUGCGAGGCUCGGGAGCGGACGCUGCCCCGGGGGAGCCCGGCUGAGGAGGAGAGCCCCGUCUCCCCGCUGGGAUUCAGAUGCUGCGCUUUAAUUAAUGUGGAAGAGACUGACACUGAGGAAGCACUGCCUGACAAGUAAGCAACGGUCUUUUUGGUCAGGGUUGUGAUUUAUGUUGCUUUUACCCCAGCUGCGCAGAGAGAUCCUUUGAUGGAUUACAAUCUCGGUAAACUCCAACUCGAGAAGAAGAAUGUCGGCUAAGACACUUAAACCAGACUUUUCACCGUCCUGGAAAGGAACUGGCUCCCAGAAUUUGGAGUUUUUUUAAUACUCUACCUCCCUCUGCUGUUACCAGCGAGAAGUUCCUCGACAAUGGGAAAUCAUGUACUCGCAGCUUCGAUUUCCAUGCUCUCGCUCCUGGCGAUGAUGGGAGACACGGACAGUAAAACAGACAGUUCCUUCCUGAUCGACUCCGACCCCAGCCGCUGUAUGAGGCACCACUACGUCGACUCCAUCACCCACCCCCUCUACAAGUGUAGCUCCAAGAUGGUGCUGCUGGCUCGCUGCGAGGGGCGCUGCAGCCAGACGUCGCGCUCGGAGCCGAUGGUGUCCUUCAGCACGGUGCUGAAGCAGCCCUUCCGCUCCACCUGCCACUGCUGCCGCCCCCAGACCUCCAAGCUGAAGGCCAUGAGGCUGCGGUGCUCGGGGGGCAUGCGGCUCACGGCCACCUACCGCUACAUCCUCUCCUGCCACUGCGAGGAGUGCAACUCCUAGGGGCGCGGUGCCACAGCAGGGAGGGGACUGGCGUGCUGCCGACGGGAAAGACUCCCGAGAAACAGUCCGGAGUCAAGCCGAUGCUCCCGGCACACGAUCGCAGCGAGGACAGGACUAACCAGGCUGGAUUGAAUCCGAGAGCCGAAGCGCAAAAUACCCUGAGGUGCUGGAUGGUGGAUGCCGGUACCACGGUGUGCUAAGGUGAAAGCGUGAGGACUUGUUUUUGAGAAGCCUUUCUUUUUUUCUGAAAGGAUAUUUUCGAGAGUUUCUUCUUUUUCAGGCUCAGCUCUGACUACAGAGCUUUUACUGCUGGCCAUGGUCAUCUGGAUGACAGCACUGAGCUCUGGAAGUUGAGGUUUGGACAGAGGAUGGGCAUCAGUUCCCACAUACAACCUCUUAACCUAUCAAUUUAUUCUCAGUUUCCUACUUAUACUGGCCUUCAAAACAAACUGUGCCGUUGGCAAGGGUCAUCUAUUACUGAUCUAGCAGCCAAGUGCUGGAUGACUUUAACUGUGGUUUAGCAGAAAUUACAAAUAAACCAUUGAAAAGUAAACUGAAUCUGAAAUGCUGUGCUGGGAAUACCCAACCCUAGCCAGCUGAAAUGAUUAUUUGCACCAUAUGUCAUCAGAGUUCAGUGUCUGAAUGACUCUUGAGAAGUGAAAGGUCAUGAAACUCACUAGUACCCUCUGAAAGCCUAGAAAGGUGACACAUCACAUCUGUCACAAAAGCCAUUAUUCAGCCUUCAAAAACUAAUCAGAUAUUAAAAUA
This is a messenger RNA of Empidonax traillii (willow flycatcher), 1920 nucleotides long. RefSeq names its product norrin cystine knot growth factor NDP (gene NDP). The record is from RefSeq and is a predicted model, not a curated record. Gene Ontology annotation, biological process: Wnt signaling pathway. Bases 751 to 1152 code for a protein of 133 amino acids. NCBI's taxonomy places the organism in Eukaryota, Metazoa, Chordata, Aves, Passeriformes, Tyrannidae. The transcript has 5 exons.